AAAGAAAGAGAAACUGUUGAAGAAGAAAGCUCAGAGGCGCGACGAGGAAGAAAGAAAGUGGGGUUAUUCACUUAUUCCUCGUAAUUACAGUCGCAAUCGAGUCCACAUUAAUCAGCUGAAAAGGGGGGGUUUCAGGGUUUUUCAAGAGAAGAGAGAAGAAAGCAAUGAGUGACGCAUUUUGCUCAGACUGUAAGAAGCAGACGGAGGUUGUGUUCGACCAUUCCGCCGGAGAUACAGUCUGCUCCGAGUGUGGGCUUGUGCUCGAAUCUCACUCUAUCGAUGAAACCUCCGAGUGGCGUACCUUCGCGAACGAGUCCGGUGAUAACGACCCCGUUCGUGUCGGUGGUCCGACGAACCCUCUUCUUGCCGACGGUGGUCUCACCACCGUAAUCUCGAAACCUAAUGGUUCCUCUGGAGAUUUCCUCUCAUCCUCCCUUGGUCGCUGGCAGAACCGUGGAUCUAACCCCGAUCGUGGCCUCAUUGUCGCGUUUAAGACAAUCGCCACCAUGGCUGAUAGGUUGGGCCUUGUGGCGACCAUCAAGGACCGAGCCAACGAGAUAUAUAAAAGGGUAGAGGAUCAGAAGUCAAGCAGAGGCAGAAAUCAGGAUGCUCUUUUGGCUGCUUGUUUAUACAUUGCUUGUCGGCAAGAGGACAAGCCACGAACAGUCAAGGAAAUAUGUUCUGUUGCCAAUGGAGCUACUAAGAAGGAGAUCGGUCGUGCGAAGGAAUAUAUAGUCAAACAGUUGGGGCUUGAAACCGGAAAAUCGGUUGAAAUGGGGACGAUCCAUGCCGGAGAUUUUAUGAGACGUUUUUGCUCCAAUCUUGGUAUGACCAACCAAACCGUAAAAGCGGCUCAAGAAUCUGUACAGAAGUCAGAGGAGUUCGAUAUAAGGAGGAGUCCCAUAUCAAUUGCAGCAGCGGUUAUAUACAUCAUAACACAGCUCUCUGAUGAGAAGAGGCCUCUUCGAGAUAUAUCCGUGGCAACUGGAGUCGCAGAAGGAACUAUAAGAAACUCUUACAGAGAUCUCUACCCUCACCGUCCCAAGAUCAUACCAGCUUGGUACGCUAAAGAAGAGGAUCUCAAGAACCUUCAAAGCCCUUGAGUUGCUCAUCUUCUUUUCUCUUACUCGUUACCUCUAAUAUAUCAAGUCAAGUUUCGAUUGGAAUCUUGGGUUAUAGAGUGAUUUGUUCCAGAAGUGCGACUCGAGCCACGCUUGAACAAGAGUUUUCGAGUAGAUUUUUGUAUCCAGGAAAAAAAAAUCUUUAUAAUUAUAACAAAAAGAGCUUGUUCUUAUACUAUAACUGUGAGAUGGUAUUUUUACAUCAUUUAACCAUUAACUACAUCUUAAUCAUUGGAG
Messenger RNA from Thlaspi arvense, 1358 nucleotides. The record is from the annotation of a GenBank genome assembly. Lineage: Eukaryota; Viridiplantae; Streptophyta; Magnoliopsida; Brassicales; Brassicaceae.